Messenger RNA from Dothidotthia symphoricarpi CBS 119687, 860 nucleotides. RefSeq lists its product as uncharacterized. Lineage: Eukaryota; Fungi; Ascomycota; Dothideomycetes; Pleosporales; Dothidotthiaceae. The coding region runs from base 248 to 817 and encodes 189 amino acids. The transcript has a single exon. The record is from RefSeq and is a predicted model, not a curated record.
CUCCAUUGCUGUUCAGAAUUUUGAUCCUCACCAUAUAUAUUCAUAUGUUUCAAACUAGGCAUUCAAAAGUUACUGCAUGGCGUACCGAAUGCGCAACAUCUCGUCAUCGUCAAGAAUGACGUCAAGACUGCUUUGCUCCAUCUACACUUUGCUUUCAUCACAUUCCUCAUUCAUACAACAGUGCUACCCUCUCUGAUAUAUUGUUCCAGAACACCGCACCUUUAUUGUCUUCUGAUAGCAACGUACAAUGUCUCGAAGCACUUACACGGCUUUUCAGAAGCAUCUUCUGUUCUUCUCGACUCCCACGAAUCCUCCAAGACUCACGUUCUUAUCUGGACUGCGCGCUGCCGUUUCACUGGGUCUCAACUUUCCUAUAUCGGUGGUCCUGAGUCUCUCCCUACGAUUACUCUAUGUGCAGUUUCCUAGCCUUUCGACCAUCAACAUCGAAAAGAUCCCGCGAUCAGCACAUCGUGCCCAAUUGAGCUCCGCCACCCUCUCCAAGUCCGAGUACACUUGUUCUGAGCUCCUUCAGCUGCUCGGCGCAGGACAGGGGAAUGGAAUUUUGAAACAUAUGAUCGAUCAAGGGCAUAUCGUUGGCUUCUGGACUAUGGCGGCGGACGCACAUACACACACCGUCAGCAGAGACGAUGUUGAACGAUUUCAACAGGGAGAGUGGGAGGAGGCUGUCGUUGCACGAAGACGGGGUCGCAACGACGUGUUGCCGUUCUGGAGAGGAGGACCGCUUGGUGUUGGGCCACAUAGCUGGGCUGUUUGGAAGUUGCUUGGAGUGAGGGUGUAUGAUGUGAAGCAGCAAUAGUUCAAAUGUCAUAGUCAGGGAAUCCAUAAAAGAGACAGCAGUA